Messenger RNA from Dromaius novaehollandiae (emu), 3887 nucleotides. RefSeq names its product angiopoietin 1 (gene ANGPT1). Gene Ontology annotation, molecular function: receptor tyrosine kinase binding. Gene Ontology annotation, biological process: Tie signaling pathway; angiogenesis. The coding region runs from base 401 to 1897 and encodes 498 amino acids. The record is from RefSeq and is a predicted model, not a curated record. The transcript has 9 exons. NCBI's taxonomy places the organism in Eukaryota, Metazoa, Chordata, Aves, Casuariiformes, Dromaiidae.
GUCAAGUCAUCUUGUGAAAGGCUGCUUGCUUCCAGCUUGGCUUGAAUGUGCAACCUUAAUAAAACUCACUGAAGUCUGAGAGAAAAUAGCAGUUCUGCAGCAGAUAGUGUAGGGGAAAGAGACUGGGAUAUGCAUAUGCAGCUGACUAAAGCAGGCUACAUGCUGGACUGUAACAGAGAGGAAACAAUAAAUCUUAACUACUAUGCAAUAAAUAUUCCCAAUUUUAGCUAAAGGAAGCUAUCCUAAUAUUGAAAUUAAAAAUAUACCAAUUUAUCCAAGCUUGAUUAUUAAAGUACAAUUCUCCAGUCCUUCUAAAGACUUUAAAGGAAAUUAAGAACAAAUUUAAAAAAAGAGGGAGAAAAAAGUUUUUCUAAAAUUAGGAAAGGAAAGUAAUAAUAACAUGACAAUUUUCCUUUCCUUUGCUUUCCUGGCUGCUCUUCUGGCUCACAUAGGCUGUAAUAAUCAACGUCGGGGUCCAGAAGCCAGUGGGAGAAGAUAUAACCGGAUUCAGCAUGGGCAGUGCACCUAUACUUUCAUUCUACCAGAACAGGACGGGAACUGUCGUGAAAGCACGACAGACCAGUACAACACAAAUGCUCUUCAGAGAGAUGCUCCCCACGUGGAACAGGAUUUCUCUUCCCAGAAACUGCAACAUUUGGAACAUGUGAUGGAAAAUUACACUCAGUGGCUGCAAAAACUUGAGAACUACAUUGUGGAAAACAUGAAAUCGGAGAUGGCCCAGCUGCAGCAAAAUGCUGUGCAGAACCACACGGCCACCAUGCUCGAGAUAGGAACCAGCCUCCUCAGCCAGACAGCAGAGCAGACGAGAAAACUCACCGAUGUUGAAACCCAGGUGCUAAAUCAAACAUCCAGACUUGAAAUUCAGCUACUGGAAAACUCACUAUCUACAUACAAGCUAGAAAAACAGUUGCUGCAACAGACACACGAAAUUCUCAAGAUUCAUGAGAAAAACAGUUUACUUGAGCACAAAAUAUUAGAAAUGGAAGAAAGGCAUAAAGAGGAACUAGACACUUUGAAAGAGGAAAAAGAGAACCUGCAAAGCUUGGUUACUCGCCAAAGCUACAUAAUCCAGGAACUAGAGAAGCAAUUAAACAAGGCAACAAGCAACAACAGUGUCCUGCAGAAACAGCAGCUUGAAUUGAUGGAUACAGUUCACACUCUAAUCAGCCUCUGUUCCAAGGAAGGAGUUUUACUAAAGAAUGCAAAAAAGGAGGAAGAAAAGCCAUUCAGAGACUGUGCAGAUGUAUACCAAUCUGGUCUUAACAAAAGUGGGGUCUACACUAUUUACAUUAACAACGUGUCAGAUCCUAAAAAGGUCUUUUGCAAUAUGGAAAUUGCAGGAGGAGGAUGGACAGUUAUACAACACCGAGAAGAUGGAAGUCUGGAUUUCCAAAAAGGCUGGAAAGAAUAUAAAAUGGGUUUUGGUAGCCCAUCAGGUGAACAUUGGCUGGGGAAUGAAUUUAUCUUUGCAAUAACAAGUCAGAGACAAUAUUCUCUAAGAAUUGAAUUAAUGGACUGGGAAGGAAACCGGGCAUAUUCACAGUAUGACAGAUUUCACAUAGGAAAUGAAAAGCAGAAUUACAGGCUUUAUUUAAAAGGUCACAGUGGAACUGCUGGCAAACAGAGUAGCCUGAUCUUACAUGGUGCCGAAUUCAGUACUAAAGAUGCUGACAACGACAACUGCAUGUGUAAAUGUGCACUCAUGCUAACUGGAGGCUGGUGGUUUGAUGCCUGUGGCCCCUCCAACCUGAACGGGAUGUUCUACACGGCUGGGCAGAACCAUGGAAAGCUGAACGGCAUCAAGUGGCACUACUUCAAAGGCCCCAGCUACUCCUUGCGGUCCACAACCAUGAUGAUUCGGCCCUUAGACUUUUAAAUGCAUCUGGCAGUGGCUGCAAGAAUGAAACACAACACGACUGCCCUCUGAAGAACUUCUGUAAUAUUCUGAAGGUAAAAAGUGAAGGGCCUCUUGAAAGCAACAAGUAGGAUGGACGCAGAAUUGCUUCAUUAUCACUUCAUAGCCUGCAAAAGCUCCCCACUAGUCCCCCUGUGUCUUGGUGGCAAGGGAAGGCUUGGUUUAGAGGAAGGUGGCUACAAUGAUUUUCCAGAGAAGAACAACUGGAGAUCUUUGUGAUCUGGUUAUUCUGACUGAAUCUAGUGCUUAACAGUGGAUGUCUUUUCUUUUUGUGUAAAAGAUGCAAAAAUAUACCAGUUUAUUCAGCAACAACAACAGAAUUUGAAGAACAGAAGCACAUCAACCACAUUCUAUUGAGGAGAUAAUUUUUCAACAGUGAAAUGGCACUAUACCCACAAAACAGGAUUACAGAGACACCUGCAUUACAGCUCAUCUUAAAUCUUAAAUACUGAAGGUGACCACUCCAGACAUUGUGUUCCUUAAAUGAUUUGCAUUUAAAUGGGUGGAUGGAUUUAUUUUAAUCCCAGGAUCAAAUAAUCUGUGCUAAUUUUAUUUUUCAUUAAAUCCUUUAAAGACAUGUUUCUCAUAAAAAAACUGAGUGAAAUGUAUGAAUGAUAAGGGUAAUAAACUGAAAUUCUUCAGUUGCUCUGUAUAGGCUAAUUAGAUAAUUGGCAUAAUACCUGAGCUAGGAUUUAUAGUGUGAUAACAAAAGUAGUUGUGUUUCGGGGGGGGGGGAGGGUUCCACUUUUUUCAUUAAAGGCGGUCUGAACGUCACAUAGAAAAAUUGAUGGAAGGUUUAAAGAAUGUGAAAUAGUAUCCCAAAAAAAUAUAAGAUUUUGCAUGGCAUAUUUCCAUCAAAAGUACAUCAGUUCAUCAGUUUUCCUUUCCAGGAAAGCAAACUGUUAGGGUAGAUAGGAAUGGCAUAAAUGCAUAUUUUAAGUUGAUGGAUUCAUUUUACAAUACCUUUGCAUGUGCACAAUUUAUCAUUAAUUAUUUUACUUUUUAUUAAUUCUUCAUUUCUUCACUAUAUUGUUUCAUUUUUGUGAAUAUCAGACGCAUGCCAAUUCUACACAGUGCUUAGGCUACAACUAUGAAGAUACUCAACACAACUGUAUAUAAAAUAAAGAUUUAUGAACUGUAAAUAGCAUGUUUAUAUCUCCUUUAAUGAUCAUUUAAUUUGUACAUGCAGCUCUGACCCUACUGAAUACAAAUAAAUGCGAAAUCUCAAAAGGAUAUAAAUAUUUAAUGAGCUCUAGAAGAGUGCUUACAGGUUUCUACUGUCAUAACAAGUAACUGUUAUAUUAAAAAAUGCUGCAUAAGUGUGAGACAAGAUGCACAAUUCAGUUAUUAGAAAGGAUAAAGUGUCUAUAACAGCAAGCAACAAAAUAGUUGGGUGGCCCAUGAGGUUACAGGGAUAACUCUUUCCAUUUACAGUCUCUCAUGGUUUAAUCAUAUGAGCAAAGUCCCUUUGGGAAAGUAGCUUGCACUCACUCAGCUUCUGCUUUAGAAAAAAGGAAAAGCUUGACCCUGCUCCCACUGAAAUCAAAAGUAUCAUUCUCAUUGAUUAAAAUGGGACCAAGAUUGCACAAAAUCUGAAUGUAGUGAAUUUUUUUUGCUUGUCUGUUUGUUGAUUUGUUUCAUUCAGUAGUCUAUUCUUAAAAUCAGCAAAGAUCUGAUUCUAUUUUAAAGGAUUAUGUUAUUAGAAUAACCGUCUUUUUUUCUUUACCAGUUUAUUGCUAUUAGAAAAAAAAGCUUGUAUCUUUUUAAACAUCCCUUCUUAAAGAUCACAAAGCACCACAGGGUUCUCUGUUUUUCUUAUAACUUGAUGUUUGUUUGUUUUUAAGUGGGAAGAUCUUUGUUUUUAUGUAUUUGUAUAUAUUUAUAUAUAUAUUUGAAAUAAUCCUGUCUAAGGGUUAAUUUGUUGUUUUCUGCUGAAUAAACUACCAAACUA